AGAAGGAAAAGGUAAGCAAAACUAUUCAUUAUUUUUCCCUUUUUUAUUUAAAAUAAGAUUUUUUCAUUAUUUUCUAAUCAAAAUCUGAUUAAAUUUGAUGCGAUAGACAAAAUUUUAAAAUUUUACUUGACAGCUGUACCGGGAUUGUAGGAACCAAGGAUCAAUUAUCUUGUUAGCUAUAUUAAAGUUUUAUUUUAAGCGAUCAGUUAUGAUUUCAAUAUUAAAGUGCCCAAGAACUGUUGUGUUUAUAAUUAAAAUUGCCAUUGGGAUGAAAAUGAAGUUGAUGAUUUCGAAAAUUAAAGGUAUAUGUCCCGCAUGUUCUUGUUUUUGUAUGAAUGCGGAAGUCCGUGCGUGCCUUCCAUGUUAUCCCCGCAUAUUUGUUAACGCCCAGUGAGCACUUGACUGAAAUAUAAGCUGGACUUUUAUAGAGGGUCAUCGUAACCAGAAGAAUGCAGACAAUCAAGUGCGUAGUAGUGGGGGACGGAGCCGUGGGUAAAACCUGUCUACUGAUCUCCUACACAACUAAUAAAUUUCCCUCGGAAUAUGUACCAACAGUGUUUGACAACUAUGCUGUGACUGUUAUGAUAGGCGGAGAGCCAUACACAUUGGGACUUUUUGACACAGCAGGACAGGAAGACUACGAUAGGCUACGUCCACUAAGUUAUCCACAGACCGAUGUUUUCCUAGUGUGUUUUUCAGUUGUGUCGCCUUCUUCGUUUGAAAAUGUGAAAGAGAAGUGGGUUCCAGAAAUCACACAUCACUGUCAAAAGACACCAUUCCUACUGGUGGGAACACAGGUGGAUCUGCGCGACGACGCGGCUACGAUAGAAAAACUCGCCAAAAAUAAACAGAAGCCAAUCUCUCCAGAACAGGGCGAGAAACUAGCAAAGGAACUUAAAGCUGUGAAAUAUGUGGAAUGUUCUGCUCUAACACAGAGAGGAUUAAAGAAUGUGUUUGACGAGGCUAUUCUGGCAGCAUUAGAGCCCCCAGAGCCCCCCAAGAAAAGGAAAUGUCUGCUGCUGUAGGCUUUUCACUUGCAACAACACACAUGUAUGGACUUAAACAGCAGAAAUGACUGAAACUCCUGUGGUAUCUCACAAUAUACAUACAACCCUGGGCAGGCAUCACAGAGAUUUACAUCCCGUUGUUCAGGAUGUGUCUAUAUCCACAGCAGUAGUGACUGAGAGUGUGUGGUGUUACCCCAGAUUUUUUGUGAACUGGAGUCUCUUGGGGGUAAAAAAAAUGGUAUGUAGCGAGCAAAGAAAAUCAUCAGUUGCUGUUGCCAAUUUUGCAGUUGACUACAGAAAAUUAACCAUAGAGAGACACCAGCUAUCUCCUCAAAUUGAAACUGAAAUUCACCAGGAAACCACUGGAUGUUUUAUUUGUGAUCCUAGUUCAUAUUCAGAUCACGUUUGAAGAUGAUGAAGAAAUGUCUUCUGGUUUUUUUCGUCUUCUCUAGCUUUUUGAAAAGCUGAUGUACAGGAUACAAAAUCAUGGAUACUUUCACUUGGUUAAUCAAAUAAUUCAGGAAUUUGAUAUAUGAAGAUGAGAAAUGUUGAAGGGGAUUUCAUUCAUAAAUUGGGUCAAAAGUUAUUAGAUUAUUUGUACCUGCCAAGAAAUGUGACAUGGAAGAUGCCGUUCGCAAGAUUGGAGUUUUGGUCACAAAUUGGAUUUCCAUACCAAAAUAUGAUACACCUGUGAGACCGACAGUCUUCUAUUAAAUGCAGACUGGAUUGAAAUUAGGGAGAAACAGAAAAGAAACUAUCCCAUGGUCAAAGGAAAACAUACUGAGGGUGCAUUUUGCUUAAAACUUGGGAGGUAUGAUCAUGGCUGCCCUGCAUUGUCACUGGCACUGGAGGAGGUGAAUACUGGCAAGACUCCAAUAGAUUUUUAAAAAUUGACACCCAUCAUGCAGAAUAAUGUUGCUCUUUUUUUUUUUUUUUUUAUGCAAAAA
Molecule: messenger RNA, 1954 nt
Organism: Lingula anatina
Lineage: Eukaryota; Metazoa; Brachiopoda; Lingulata; Lingulida; Lingulidae
Product: cdc42 homolog
Biological process (GO): small GTPase-mediated signal transduction
Molecular function (GO): GTPase activity; GTP binding
Source: RefSeq, a predicted model, not a curated record